Messenger RNA from Paramecium tetraurelia, 2112 nucleotides. RefSeq lists its product as uncharacterized. The transcript is spliced from 4 exons. Lineage: Eukaryota; Ciliophora; Oligohymenophorea; Peniculida; Parameciidae. The record is from RefSeq and is a predicted model, not a curated record. Gene Ontology annotation, cellular component: endoplasmic reticulum membrane. Gene Ontology annotation, molecular function: protein binding. Gene Ontology annotation, biological process: ERAD pathway.
AUGAUUAUAUUAACUUUAUUAUUAGGCGUAUGUGCUCAAAACAAUGUAAAUGAAUUAUUGAAGGAAUGGGAAAUCCAUAUUGAAUAAUCGUCAAGUGAAAGUUAAUAUACAUUCAAAUAAAUACUAAACGAAUUUAAGAAUGAAAUACCCAGACAAUAUCAAUCUAAAUUUUUUAGGAUGUAUGGGCAGUAUAUCUUUUAUGGUUUAGAAGAUGAAAAUUCAAUAGAUUUUGCAAGGGCUCUUUAUUACUUUAAGAGGUCGUCUGAUCUAGGGGACAUUAAUUCUCAGUUUUAUUUGUCAUUAUUGACAUAUUUAAAUUUAGAUGGCUCUUACAAUCUUUAAAGUAAUCUUGACCCAGAAACUAAACUCUAUCGGUACGUUAAGGAGAAGUAUCAGAGCAUCUCUUUGGUCGAUCUAUACUUCUCUGCAAUUUAAGGAUUUCAUCAGAGUGGCGUUGCGAUAGGUUUUAGAUAUUGGAAGGGAGUAGGAGUCAAUUAGAAUUGCUCAAAUUCUGCUAUGUUUUAUUUGUCAGUAUUGGAAGAAGUGGCCAAUACACCCAUCAAAGCCAAAUACUUAAGUGAAAACAGGCAAGUAGCCAAAGUAUUGUAUGACAGCAAUUUCUACAUGAACCACGAAUUGGACAUAUUUGGACACGCUCAAAUAUUUGAGAAUUUGAAUAUAAUCACCCAUGAAUCUGCCAUUGAAGUCAAAGAAUUAGCGUAUAACUAUUACUACGGAUUGAAUGGACUCAGACGCAAUUUCGCAAAGGCAUAUCAAUUAUUUUACAAAUUAUAUGAGUAAUUAAAUGAAAAGGAAUCUGGCAUCAGAGUGGCUCAGAUGCAUAUUGAAAAUUUGGGAGUAGAAGAGCCAAAUUACUUAUUGGCUUUUUAGAUUUUGAGUAAAAUUGAAACAAAAAACUAAGACUAUUUGGGGAGAAUCUAGAAUGCAUUAGGUUAUAUGUAUUACAAGGGAUUGGGAGUACAAAAAGACAUAAUAAAGGCUUAAGAUUGUUUUCGAAAAGCAGCAGACCUUCAAAACAAUGAUGGUUUAUUUAAUCUUGGAUCCUUGUACAUGUUGCCUUCUACAAUAUAAAGAGAGCGCAAUCAAUAAAAGGGAGUUUAAUUGAUUGAAUAGGCAGCUGUAACUGGACAUGCCAUGGCUCAAUAUAGUCUGGCAUUAAUACUACUUGAUGGAGUAGAUCUAUUUUACUCCUGUGAUUUGGCUGCCACUCUAUUGCAUGCUUCUUCAUCAAAAGGACCUUGGGCUGACACUCUAAAAACAGCUAACUAUCUGUUCUAACAGGAAUAAUAUCUGGAUAUAGUGGAUUUAAUGUGGCUAUAUGUAAAUGCAAAUUAAUACUUUUUAGAGAAUGCAGCUGUUGUGAUGGAAUAGAAUGAUGCCUUUUAUUAUGAUACUCUACACUUUAGUGAAGUUCAAAGUAGACUCGAUAAAGAUCCUGUUUAUUAAAUUAGAGGUGUUGCUAACAAGGAUGCAUUUGAAUAUUUGUAUUCGGAUUAUUUACAGUUUGUGAGUUACUCCACUCUUUAUGAUUUAUUACAACUAGAUAGUUUUUAAUUAAAUGGAGCAUUAUAAUAUAGGUUCCUUACACAAUGCGCUAAAGAGAGGGAAGCAAUUUGUCAUAUGAAGCUUGGUGAUUAUUAUUACAUUGGAAAAUAUGAGGAUGUGGAUUUCAUAAAGUCAUUUCGGCAUUACAAAAAAGCAUUGGAUGGCUAAUUGUUAGAUGCAAUGAAGGGUCAUGUGUACUUUAAUUUAGGAUUGAUGUACGCUUUGGGUUAGGGGGUUAAUAUGAAUAGAACGAGGUCUAGAGAAAUAUUUGAGAUGUCAAUUAAUACUUAUUCGUUAAUUCCGAUAGUGCCUGCAAUUGUUUAAGUUUAAAUAAUCGAUUUUUGGGUUAACGUAUAUAGGCAGAUAGAUCAAAAUGGAAUUGAAUAGUUUUUGGAUGUGAAUUAUUGGGAAUUUGCGAAUAGCAUGAUAUAAGGAAUUGAAAUGUGGGUUAUGGAGAAUUGUAAGGGGAUUGCAAAUGUAGCUGCGGGGUCAUUAAUAGUGAUUCUUUUUGGAUGGCGUUUGAAAUUAAUUAAUUAAUAAAACUGA